Aureobasidium subglaciale EXF-2481 is the source of this 1077-nucleotide messenger RNA. RefSeq lists its product as uncharacterized. The coding region runs from base 492 to 902 and encodes 136 amino acids. The record is from RefSeq and is a predicted model, not a curated record. Gene Ontology annotation, molecular function: carbon-sulfur lyase activity. NCBI's taxonomy places the organism in Eukaryota, Fungi, Ascomycota, Dothideomycetes, Dothideales, Saccotheciaceae. The transcript has 2 exons.
CGGACUCGACCAGAACUCGCUUGCACAGGUCAGUCCAGUCACUCCGAAAGGACGCCAGAUUGAUACUAGGUCGUUUCAUAUAUCAGCUUCUAGCUCCAAAGUUCUGUAUGACGCUCAACGGCUGUCUGCCACCGCCACGUACGUAUUGGCGAGACCACUCAUCGGAACAUAUGGUUUCACGGAUUGAACGCGCCUAAUUUGUCCGUGGUAUGAAGGCUGUGUCUGAGGUAAUCAUGGUAAUCAUGACCUUGAGUGCCCUUUCCAAUGUGUUGGAGGUCAGGUUCAGGGUCACACUUUACCUCUGAAGACAGAAACAUGAAUGUCGUCAUGCAGAUCUGAAAUGGAGAGAACCUAAACCACAACCGAGGGGCCAAGCAAGAGAGCCUUCCUCUACGAGCAGCUUUCCUUCUUCCUAAUACACAUCAAGCCGCAGUGACUUGAUAUCAAUUUCUACCAUUAUCUAAAGACCAACAAUCGUUACACAUCUCACAAUGGCCAAAGGAAGCUGUCUCUGCGGUGAUGUCAAGUUCGAAUACCAAGGCGAGCCUGCAGCAAAGGCUGCCUGCCAUUGUCUUCCCUGCCGCAAGACAUCCGGUACGACCAACUCAUAUAACUUGAUGAUCCCCACCGACAAAUACAAGAUCCUCUCGGGCUCGUUGAGAACAUUCACCAGAAAGGGUGACAGUGGCAAGGACGUCACAUACAACUACUGCCAAAACUGUCCUACCGUUCUGUUCGUGCAGGUAGAAGCUAUGCCUGGUAUCAACAUUGUCAAGAUGGGCACUCUUGACGACGAGGACGCAUAUGAAGGUCUUGGCAAGCCUGGGAUGGAAAUCUACACCAAGAACAGACCGUCAUGGUGUGACCCUAUCCCAGGUGCUAAGCAGAAGGAGAGUUCUUGAAUGGGAUUCUCCAGAGUUCACAUUGGUAGAAGCGACGUAAUUGUCUCGACUCGGACAACACUGUUUGGAUAGUGGAUAGCUUUGGGACUUGUAUAAUGUUUGACUGACCGAGAGCUUGACCUAUCUUGACCAUAGUGACCAUAGUGACCAUAGUGACCAUAGUGACCAUAGUGAC